Molecule: messenger RNA, 1341 nt
Organism: Symbiodinium necroappetens
Lineage: Eukaryota; Dinophyceae; Suessiales; Symbiodiniaceae
Source: the annotation of a GenBank genome assembly
AUGUGCAAGUCUGACACCUACGUCCUGGACCCAAGCUUCGAUCCGGAGGCCUUCGUAGCAGAUCUCAAGGCAGCAAAGGCGGCCGUGGGCGAUGCGACCGAAGAGGACGCGUGCCAUCUGCAGGGUCUAGUGCUGACUUCACGGGUCUUGCUCUACGGUGGCCAUUGCCUGCUGCUGUUGGGCGCAGCGCUGCCCCACUUCGCUUGGCUUGCUUUGACUCUCAGUGCCUGCAUGAUCUCCUUCGCGCGCUGCAUGAACUGGGCCAUUAUCGGUCACCACGUCUCGCACGGAGGCUUUGACAAGCUGCAGAAAACACAUCCCCAUGCCUUGCCAUCUCACUACAAGCGUGGCGUUUUUGCGAUUGGACUUCGCCGCUUUUUGGACUGGAUGGACUGGAUGCUUCCCCAAGCUUGGGAUGUGGAGCACAACAAGGCUCACCAUUACUACCUCUCUGAGGAGAAGGAUCCAGACCUUGUCGAAGAGAACUUCGUGACUCUCAGAUCACUGCAACUUCCCCAGAUCCUGAAGUACGUCUUCAUGCUGUUCUGGACCUUCAACUGGAAGUUUUCCUAUUACUCGCCUAACACCUUCAAGGAGCUGACCUUCUCGAAGCCCGACACUUGGCUGGCCCGGAAUUGGCCGGCCGGAGCAAAGAAGACGGCUCCAGUGUUGGCCUAUGAUUGGAUUCGUCUUCCUGCAGAGGCCCUUCUCAGAGGGCACCUGAUGGAGGCAGCCUAUUGGAUGAUUUUCUUCAUGCACUGGCUUGGAGUUGUGCUGCCCAUGAUGGCAACUGUGGCACUGCCCGGGCUUUGGCCGCUCCUCCUCGGCGAAGCCAAACUGUGGCCCAGCAGCGUCUCGCCCGGCCAGGCCGCAGUGCGAGCACUGCUCACAUCCGUUGCCGCUGACUUCCUGUCCAACGCGCAUUCCUUCGUAAUCAUCGUUUGCAAUCAUGCAGGAGGGGAUCUCUACCGUUACUCGACGUCUUGCAAGGCACAUUCGGCGGAGUUCCUCUUGCGCUGUGCUUAUUCGUCGGCCAAUUUUGAGACAGGUACGGAGUUGAUCGACACCGUCUAUGGUUGGCUGAACUAUCAGGUGGAACACCAUAUGUUCCCAGACAUGACUCCGCUGCAGUACCGCAAGCUCCAGCCGCUGGUAAAGAGCAUAUGCAAAAAACAUAACGUCCAGUAUGUGCAGAUGAACGCGCUGCGUCGCACGUGGAUGAUGUUUCAGGUUGCAGUCGGGGAUGCCGAUAUGAAGCGCUGCACGGCCUUGGUGCCGCCGUGUGCGUACAAGAACUCGGUCGAGACAGACGGGGCUCAGUCGCCGAUUCGAGACAGCUGA